Molecule: messenger RNA, 1095 nt
Organism: Arachis stenosperma
Lineage: Eukaryota; Viridiplantae; Streptophyta; Magnoliopsida; Fabales; Fabaceae
Exons: 3
Coding region: 1-1095 (364 amino acids)
Source: RefSeq, a predicted model, not a curated record
AUGAAUUCUCGUCCUUGUGGUUUUGGAUAUGACUAUGACUAUUUUGUAGGCGAUGGAAACUUGAAUGAUGGCUCACAUUAUGGGAUAGACGAAUUCUCAGGAAGGGAGCCAUAUCCAUAUGAGCAAUCACCAUGGCAACCUUCCCCUUCAAGUUACUAUGAUGGUAAUCCUUCCUAUAAUGCAUAUCAUUCCUAUGAACAUGAUGAUUCUUAUCAUGGUUAUACCUCUCAACCACCACCCUUCUAUGCACCAUAUUCUCAACCCACACCUUAUUUCCACCAAUUGCCUACAUAUGAUCCAAAUCUAUAUUCCCCCUACGCAUACCCUUGCGACGAUUAUGAACAAGCAACCCUUGAAUCACCUCCACUCCAACAUCUUUACCUUCCAACUCAAAGCCCCAUGAAUGAUACACUUGGUGUCAUUCUUCAAGAGCAAGAAGAGCUCCAAACCGCCUUCACUAGUUUCACCUCUACCCUCCAAGAAUUUACGUCCCCGUCGCGCAGUCGCGCCCUUCUUCCCCCCAACCUCCAUUUCCAUUUCUGCAACUCCCAUAACCUCCCUGCUCUGCCGGCGACCACCACCGCACGGCUACCCCACCUUCCCUCUCAUCCCUCUUCUUCUCCCCGUCACCACUUCCCCCAUCUCCGAUUCCCUCCUUCUUCUUCCUCCUACGGCCGCCGCUGCUGCUCCGCCGGCAACCGCCACUGGGCGGCCAACCUUCUCUCUCGCUCCUCACGCCCACUCCCAUUCACUCUCUCUCUCACCCACUCGUCACCACUCACUCUCUCCCUCUGCUCUCUGGCCGAACCGCCGCUGCGGCCAUCUUCACCGCCACCGUCCACGGCGGUGCAAGCGUCUGCCUAUGCUGCCCUCACUCGAGUCCCAUUUUCCCGUUCCCCCUCGUCCCAGGGCCUUGAGCUACCCCCGCUACCAGAGUCUUCCGGUUCCGAUGAGGAGACAGAUUUACAGACUGAGGGUAUUCCUGCGGAUGAGCCAGCACAUAUGGAGGCACCACCUCAGACACAGGAGUCUCAGCCGGUACCACAGCCACAGCCAGAGCCUAUCGGUGUACCUAUCCCUGAUCCUCAGGAUUAG